Nerophis lumbriciformis (worm pipefish) is the source of this 1848-nucleotide messenger RNA. RefSeq names its product P2Y purinoceptor 1-like. The record is from RefSeq and is a predicted model, not a curated record. Gene Ontology annotation, cellular component: plasma membrane. Lineage: Eukaryota; Metazoa; Chordata; Actinopteri; Syngnathiformes; Syngnathidae. Gene Ontology annotation, biological process: phospholipase C-activating G protein-coupled receptor signaling pathway; positive regulation of Rho protein signal transduction. Gene Ontology annotation, molecular function: G protein-coupled receptor activity.
AUGACUUUGCACCAGGACAGUAGCCUGAGGGCUCAGCUUCAACAAUGCAACGGCAAUGUCAGGGCCCUGAUGCAACUAUUUGCUGCCAUGUUCAACUCUACCUUGAACUUCACCAGCACCAGAGGACCUCCACUUUGGUACCAGUAUGAAGUGUGCGCCGUAGCACCCUACGGCUUCAUUUUCUACUACGGCGUCAAGGUGUUCAACCUGGUGGUAGGCACACCCUGCAACGGCCUGGUCAUCUGGCAGAUAGCCACCAGGAAGAGGGACGCGUCCACCUCCGACAUCUUCAUCCUCAACCUGGCCUUGCUGGAUGCCUACUUCUGCCUGAUGAUGCCCACUGAGCUGCUCAACAGCCUGCUGCUGGACAACACGUCCAUUAAGUACGUGCAGAGGUUUGCGUACGGCGUCAAGGACACGGGGGUGUUUUUCCUGGUGUGUAUCUGUCUUGACCGCUACACGGCCGUGGUGCACCCCGUACUGUUCACCGGCAUCCGACACAACAAAAUCCGCGUCGGUAUAUCCGUGGUGGUCUGGGCCCUGAUCAUAGCCUACGCCCUGGCCAAAUCUAUCCUGGGAUCCAGGAGCGUCAACCCUAUCUUCAGCGGUGUCAUCCUCUUCGCCUUCACAGUCAUGGUCCUGUGCAACAUCUCCAUCAUCUGGAUCCUCCGUCGCUCUGUGACAGGUAAAGAGGUGAUGCACCCGGUCAAGAAAAAGGCCCUCAAGAUGGUGCUGAUCAUCCUGGCCAUCAUCGUGGUCAACUACCUCCCGCCGGUGCUCAUGCCCUUUGCGCCCUACUACUCCAUUGUGGAGUUCCGCUGCCAGAUCCGCAUCAGCGUCUACUCCAUCAUGGACCUGAGCUGCAGCAUCGAGCCGCUUCUGUACCUCACCAAGAUGGAGUGUGCGGGGGCCAAGUGCUGUGGAUGCUGUGUUGCUAGGAAACCACACAAAGUCAGUGUCUGAAGGCUUAAUGUACAUAACAUUCAUUAUUACCCGUUGUCAAAUCCUGUUUUUACCCUUAGAAUUACUAUUUUACACACUUAAAAUGUGAAAACAAAAAUUCUAAAGAAAAUCCGGUUUUUCCCCUUGUAAAAUAACUAUUUUAAACACUUAAUAUUUAGGUUCUGCAGCUGAGACAUAAUAUUUACAAUGUGUAUGAGAUUGACUACAGGGUUGGAAAAGCAUAUAUUUUAUUCACUAAUAGUACUAAAUAUUUAUUUACACAAAACUUAAUUAAAAUGAAUUACAAUGCUGACACUUAAUCGUGGGGUGGGGAGUCAUAUACAUUACAUUUUCCCCUUUCAUUAAUUAUACGCUAUUUGUUUUGCCCGUCAUCACUUUCUCAUUAUUUAAACACGUGUAAAGGGUGGGCUGUUUUCCACAUAUUUGUAUGCGGAUUGGUCACAAAAUAUAGGCGUUUGAUUGGUCGGAUUAUUUUUAAAUCAGGCAAUUCGAUUGGUUGUCGGUGCCGUCAUUCAGGUUUCUACAGCGGAAGCAGGAAGUUUGAUUGGUCGGAUUAUUUUUUAAAUCAGGCAAUUCGAUUGGUUGUCGGUGCCGUCAUUCAGACUUCUCCAGCGGCAGUAGGAAGUUGCUGCUCGCGCUCAAGUAGAUUUUUACUCAAUUUAACUGAUAAAUUCUACCAGUAUGGCGUGAAUACCAUCGUGUAAUUUAACGGCUGGUGCUAUCAAGUUGGUCACUUUUAAAACGGCUAUGAUAUAUCGUCGCCUUUAGCCCAUCUGAGAAACUAAAGAGUCGGCCCUGGUUGUGGGGGGCGGGACCAGUGCUAAACUGCGUUCUUGUGAUUUACUGAGCAUGCGUAUUUAAAUUGCCAUGCAAACAGUGAUUGGC